ACUGCUCCGAUAGGAACAUUGCAACAGCAACCUUUCGGUAUGAAAAGGGAGAGUUUUCCAAGACAUACACGGUGGAAAAGCUGAGUAUAAUAUGUUCUUUCAGAAAAAGCUGUCUUCCUCUUCAAAGGAAGUUCCUGGGCGUUUAUGUUCACUGUUUGGGAAAUGGCACAAUUAGCUCUCCCUGUGAUUUUGCCUUUGCUCACAUGCUGUGCCUCUGGAAUGUCCAAAGAAUCAAUGUUCGAAGGCAAUGGGCACUAGAAGAGACUUCCGUUGUUUAUCGUGGUGCUGCUGAAGUCUUCUGGGGUUGACAGAUGCUGCUCCAGAAGGUUAAUAAGAUGAAGAAAGCUCUUCCAGCUGGACCGUAAGAGGGAUUAUGUCUGAGCAGCAGAUAAACAGAUUAUUCCAGAAACAGACUCUGCUUUUUUUUAAAACUUCGUCACUCUUGUCUUACCACUCCAGUACCCCAGGCUAGAAGUGUGUGUAUUUGAGGUUUUUUUCCAGCUCUUGCAUUCUGGCACCUGUUGCACUCUUUGCCUAGUUGCAAUUCAAUGCAGUUCAAAGCUGGAGAUACCUGAAAAACAGUAAGAGAGAAGACGUUUGGGGAUUUCAGUUAAGAAAACAAAAUCCUUCUACUUGACCUAAAUAUUCUUAUUUCCUGCAUGAUUGAUCUUGAAAACUGUGAAUGAUCAAUAGACAGCAUGCAUUUGAAAACUGGAUUAAUAUUUUUGAUCAUUUGCCUUGCUCUCCAAGUUCAGGGAAGCAGAGAAAUCCCUAAUAAAAUAAACCGUGGUGAAGCCAAACAUCUUGCAGAUGCCUCAGGGACAGACAAAACAGAAAGGACAACAAAGAGGUCCAGGAUAUCAACUAUAAGGCGGAUAUUUGACAUGGCAAAGCACCGAACAAAGAGGUCAUCCUUUUUCUCAACUGGUGUGAAAGUUUGUCCACAAGAAUCAGUGAAGCAAAUUUUAGCCAGUCACCAAGCUUACUAUAGAUUAAGAGUCUGCCAGGAAGCUGUGUGGGAAGCCUUUCGUAUUUUUCUGGAUCGGAUUCCUGAUACUUCUGAAUAUCAGAACUGGGUAACUGCCUGCCAGAGGGAAACCUUCUGCAUAUUCGACAUUGGCAAAAAUUUCAGCAAUUCUCAAGAGCACCUGGAAAUAAUCCAACGGCGAGUAAAACAUAGAACCUUCCAGGAAAGGAAAGAUGAAAUAUCGACAGAGAAAACAGGUGGAAAAAAGCUGGAAGAUGUUCCUUCCGUUUCUGCAGGUUCCCCUGGCACAUCCCUCUCUCCAUAUGCACCAGUACCUAAUGGCACGCUGCUCAACGAAAUUGUUAACGACACGAAGACUCCUGUAAAGGAGCUGGGAACAAACACAGUCCCAGAAUUGCCUGUGGAGCAAAUGGUAGAAUUCAGUGUCACUCUCACUGAUCAGGAGUACACACCUGAACUUAGUGAUCCCAACUCCCCACAGUACCAACAACUAGCUGCCAAAUUUCAGCUACAGAUGCAAAAAAUAUUUGAGAAACUUCCAGGAUUCAAAGAAAUCCACGUAUUAGGAUUUAAACAGAAGAAGGAGAAAGAUGGAUCAAGCAGCACUAUAGCACGAUAUGUGGUAAACUUUGAGAGAGAUGGCUCAGAAACCAAAAGCACACCAGAUGACAUUUCAACUAUUGGAUCUAAUAAGGUUGAAAAUGAGAAAAUUCCACUUUCUCCAAAGGAAGAGAGGGAAAUAUCAGGAACUAAACUCACAGUAACAGACCUUCAGCAACUUGUUGCCAUAGCACUCCAUGAAGACCAGUCUCUGCCAAUGGACCUCGGAACACUUCAGUUUACUGAUGAAUCUAUUAUACCACCUAGUGAUUUUGAUAAUGAUAUCCAGGCCAUGGUAACUAUUCCUCUGGAAGGCCCUGAUUUGGACUCCGUGAGUGUGGAACUCCCACUAGGUUACCCCAGCGCAGCAACAGUGGACCAAACCAGAGACAUUUUGAUCAAUGAAUUUACAACUGGAAUUCCUGUGCUAAGUGGAGAGGUCAGUGCCCCUGAAGAGUUUAAUAAUUUUGUUUCAUCUGAACCUGUGUUCCCUACCAAACCCUCCAGAGAACAAUUUCAGGUCAAAUCUCCUCCAGACGCAGAAGAUAUCGCAACUGACCACCAAAGUUUCACAGUGCCUUUCAGUGCUCUGGGUAGCACUAGCAGUCCUCCAGAAUCAGAGGAUUCCUAUUUGCCUCCUCCAGCAGAUGAUUCUGCUAGCAAUGACUUAAUCACCGAUGGCUAUGAGUCUCCAGUGGAGCAGGCUACCACAUCAGCAGCUGAUACCACAGGUAGCUUUACUCCACCUAAUCUCCUGCAAGCCAGAGAUGAGAACAGUGAAGCUGAAGAGAAGAAAGAACUGCCUGAUAUAACAGAAACACCUUUCAAGGAAGCUGACCAAGAUAGUCUGUCUGGACAAGCAAUUAAGAUCAUGGAUGAACCAGAAUCAUCAGGCGAUGACAUUUUGGUUACAGAAAGCACUUACGAAACGUUGCCUUUCUUUAUUGGUUCGAGCAAUCUCUCUACCACACCGCCUGAAGAUGUUAUUACAGAUAUGCUACCGUCAGCACCAAUGCCUGCAGCAACCAGCCCAUCCUACAGCCACACUGAGAUCAUCAAGCAGUCCCUUGAGGUACUGGAUUCCUCAGUGCCUGCAUCUGAGAGCGUUCCUCCCGAUGGCGCUGAGACAGGAGUGCAGGACAUUGCUGCCGAGUUAGACCACGUUGUGAUGAGCACAGCAGCGCUAGAUGAAGUGGAGCACGGCAGCGGUUAUAUCUCUGAGCCUGCAGAAGCCACCCCAGCUCCUACGCCGAAGUAUGUAACUACCAGCUCCAUGACAACCGCGGCCAAAGGCAAAGAGCUAGUGGUUUUCUUCAGCCUGAGGGUAACCAACAUGCACUUUUCAGAUGACCUCUUCAACAGGAGCUCGCUGGAAUACAAAGCACUAGAACAACAGUUCAUGCAAUUGCUACUUCCAUACCUCCAGUCCAACCUUACAGGUUUUAAGCACCUGGAAAUACUUAACUUCAGGAACGGAAGUGUGAUUGUGAAUAGCAAAAUGAAAUUUGCCAGGACAGUGCCAUACAAUAUCACAGAAGCAGUACACUGCGUUUUGGAAGAUUUUUGUGAUGCUGCAGCUCAACGCCUCAAUUUAGAGAUUGACAGCUAUUCCCUGGAUAUUGAGCCAGCCGAUCAGGCAGACCAAUGCAAAUUCAUGGCAUGUGAUGAGUUUUCCGAGUGCAUAAUGAACGAGUGGACAAAAGAGGCUGACUGCCUUUGUAAACCUGGUUAUGCAAGCCGAGACGGAUCACCCUGUCGGAGCCUGUGUGAGUCUGAACCACAUCUUUGCGUCAAUGGUGGGAAAUGCGAGUUAGUUCCAGGAAGAGGAGCUGUCUGCAGAUGCCCGGUACGUAGACACGAGCUUUACCAAGGACAGCGCUGUGCAAAAUUUGCUCCAGAACCCAUACAACCCUUCAUUUUUAAACCUCUCCUACUUGGCUUACUAAGCCUUGUUUUUCUUUUCAUCAUUUUAAUUUUUAAGUUAAGAAGAAAAAGCAAAAGAAACUCUAAUCUGCAAAGUGCUACUCUCAACAGCUGCAAUUCAGAAAAUGCUGUAAGGAUUAACCCUGUUUUUGAACAUGAUGAACCGAUAACUAGCUUUUGUCAAACGGCUUGCAGUGUAAGUGCUUGUGUCAGUUCCACAGAGAUCAUUGAUCACGAAGCAUUACACGAACUUGAAAACACAAUUCAGCAUGGAGGUCACCAGACCAGUUCACAAAGCCAAGACUGACAAGUUAGUCUCCGAAAUUAAUUUCCAGCAUCAGCCAGACAAAACCAAGGUACUCAAAAAAGGAGGUCUUCAUUAUCCAAGACUGGACUUCAGGUUGAUGAUGCAUAUGGAAAAUAUUCAAGGAUUUCUAAGGAUAUAACAUUUCAGCUUUAAAAACAGUACACAUUAAAAAAAAAAUGUUUUAUUAAAUAAGAACAAGCUGACCAUAUCUAAAGUUUGCCUAGUAAGAAGUCACCAGUGUUAAGAUGCUUGCAUUAAGCAUCCAGUGCUUACACACCUGAACUGUAUUUUUAUUUAAGGGCUGAGUGCUAGAAAUAGAUUUUGCUGACAAGUGACUUUUUUCCAAUAUUGUAUGUCGCAACCAUUCCGAUAAAAAUGUCAGGGAAACUUUAUCACAUUCCUCUACCUUUUUAUGAACCUUCCUUACACACACUCCUGUGACUGGCAGACACGGAAAUAAGACCUGUCAUUGACCAAAGGCCACAUUAAAAGCAUUUGGGAACGUUUUCAUUCUCUCCCUGCAAUGCUCACAUUGCAAACCACACAGAAGCUGGGAUUAUUUUUUUUUAACCGUUUCUAUGAACAUCAGAUUCCUAUUUUUCUGCUAGCAAACACAUUAUGUACACAUAUGUACACAUACACUUCACUGCUUAACUUCUGGUUAAACUGCCAGGUUAUCCCAAAACUUCAAACCUUUUGCUGAGGCACAAUACCUGCAGUUUCAUCUUUUUAGAACAUGAGAUUUAGGUUCACGAGCACCCCCCGAGGCAAGCAGGUUACAGUCUUGCCCGUAAAUGCGUACACUUUAAACUCAACAUACACACAAACAAUUUUUAGAGGUUAUUAUUAGUGUUUGUAGAAGAAAUCUAAGCAGACAAUGGGUGGCCAUUAAGUAUUUAAUAGGCUUAAGAGUUCAUGCUCUAUGGAUCCACAAUCCUGAUUCAGGUAUGAGCAUUACUUUACCUUGAACAUCUUUUUCUUGAGUAUAUCUCCAUCUAUAUGCUGCACCUGUGUAUCAUAUCCAGGCACUGUUUGUUGCUCGGUGCAUAUCGCAAGUUGUACUUACAGCUCAAACUGAGCUUCUGCAACAUUCACGACUACGCUGGACGACAGCUCCUCAUUCAGAUGUGAAACUCUCAUGUAUUCAGGACAGUAGCUGGUUUUAGUGACAAUUCUUUUUACUUUGUACCACACAGUUACCACAGCGAAGACCGAACUUUAGUUUACCUUAUUACGUACACUCAAAAGAACUGUUUAUGAAUUCCAAACAAUUAACUGCACAGAUUUGCCUGCAGAACCACCAAAACUGGAGAUUGUGUACAAAUGAAGGCAAUGCACCAAGAAUACAAGGUUGAGUUUUUACAGCUGAAAAAGUAUUUUUACUUACUUUAUUUAACUAGGAAAAAAAAAAUAUAAAAAAGAAACCUAAGAUGUGGUUUUAUAACACUUCAGAAUAAAACUCUACUUUAAAAGUACUUCUUGCAGGGCACCAGAAGUCACCCCUGCCAACAAAUGUUAGCUUUUCACUAUUGCUCAUGUAAGUUAAGAAUGCAUUAAGAAUGCUGACAGCAUUCAUUUUUUCCAUUACAAAUGUAUUUUUGUAUGUGUUUAGUACAUUUCAAUUCAUGCUAGUUAUCAAUAAUCAGAUUAAAAAGUAAGUGAUUUUAAAAUGUGUAUUUUAAUAAUGAUUAUUCAUUAUUGUAUUUAUCACUCUCAACUAUUAAUUACCAAAUAUAUUUGCUGGACGUAAGCCUUUUGUAUUUCAAUAAAAUAUAAUAAAAAUAUUUACUUGAAAAUUUCACAGAGAAU
Falco peregrinus (peregrine falcon) is the source of this 5627-nucleotide messenger RNA. It is a transcript of the gene IMPG1, whose product is annotated as interphotoreceptor matrix proteoglycan 1. The record is from RefSeq and is a predicted model, not a curated record. The coding region runs from base 699 to 3818 and encodes 1039 amino acids. The transcript has 19 exons. Gene Ontology annotation, biological process: visual perception. NCBI's taxonomy places the organism in Eukaryota, Metazoa, Chordata, Aves, Falconiformes, Falconidae.